Molecule: messenger RNA, 3387 nt
Organism: Nyctereutes procyonoides (raccoon dog)
Lineage: Eukaryota; Metazoa; Chordata; Mammalia; Carnivora; Canidae
Gene: MUC4
Product: mucin 4, cell surface associated
Exons: 23
Coding region: 1-3387 (1128 amino acids)
Biological process (GO): cell-matrix adhesion
Source: RefSeq, a predicted model, not a curated record
AUGAGGGGGGCCCGGGGCCGGAGGGUCCCCUGGGUGUUCCUGAGCUGCUUGUGUUCCUGCCUCCUCUGGCCCGUGGUCCCAGGCGUUUCCCUCUUCCCUUACGGGCCAAGUGUUGGAGACAGGGAGUUUGUCGAGAGGACCACGGACUUCACCUCACCACUCUUCAGGCCCCAGAUUGGCUUCCUUCUUGGCUCCUCUCUCCGGGAUUACCUCUAUUUCACAGAUAAUGGCCAGAUCAUUUUCCCGGAGUCAGAGUACCAGAUUUUCUCCUACCCCAAUCCUCCCCUUAGAGGCUUCACAGGCAGGGACCCUGUGGCCAUGGUGGCUCCAUUCUGGGACGAUGCUGAUUUUUCCAGUGGCCAGGGAACCAUAUUUUACCAGGAAUAUGACAUGCUCUAUCAUGAACACAACCUGCUAGUCCGGCAGGUGGAGUCUUGGAUUAAUAAAUUCACUGACACCAGGAACUACAAAGCCAAGUGGACCCUAAAGGUCACCUGGGUGAAUGCCCCUGCCUAUCCUGCCAGGCGGACCUUCGGGACCAGCACCUACCAGGCCAUCCUCUCCACAGACGGCAGCAGGUCCUAUGCCCUGUUUCUUUAUCAGAGCGGUGGCAUGCAGUGGGAUGUGACCCAGCGCCCAGGCAACCCGGUGCUCAUGGGCUUCUCCAGCGGAGACGGGCUCUGCGGCCACAGCGCGCUGUCCUCCGGGCCCAUGUGGAAGAGGUACCAGCCUGACCGGCUCCUGAACACCCACACAGGCCUCCGGGGCCUGCAGCUCUACAGCCUGCACCAGGAAGAAAGGCCCAACUACCGUCUCAAGUGCCUGCAGUGGCUGAAGACACAGCCUCAGUGGCCCAUGUGGGGUUGGAACCAGGUCUCCUGCCCUUGCUCCUGGCAGCAGGGACUGUGGGACUUGCGGUUCCAGCCUAGCAGCAUAGGCUGGUGGGGCCUCGGCAGCAGGCAGCUGUGCAGCUUCUCCUCCUGGCGCGGGGGCGUGUGCUGCAGCUACGGGCCCUGGGGCGAGCUUCUCCAAGGCUGGAGAGUGCACGAUCCUUGGCAGUUUGGACGAGAACUGGAGCCCCAGAACUGGUGCUGCCGCUGGAGCGACCGGCCCGUGCUCUGCGCCCUGUACCGGCAGAGGCGGCCCCGUGUGGGCUGCGCUGGGUACCGGCCCCCGAGGCCCGCCUGGAUGUUUGGGGACCCCCACAUCACCACCUUGGACGGUGCCAAUUACACAUUCAAUGGGCUGGGCGACUUCCAGCUGGUCCGGGCCUGGGACGGAAACUCCUCCUUCCUGCUGCUGGGUCGCACCGCCCAGACCGGCUCUGCCAGGGCCACCAACUUCAUUGCCUUUGCAGCGAGCUAUGAGGCCCGCAGCCUGAGCCCCAUCACGGUCCGAUGGCUCCUCGAGCCCAAUGACACAAUCCGCGUGCAGGUCAACAACCAGACUGUGCCGUUUGGGACUCAGCACGAAGGCCAGGAGACAUUCAACACCACCGGCGUCACGGUGACCCGCGCCGGCUCCGAGGUGUCGGCCGCCUUCGAUGGGGCGGUGGCCGUCUCGGUGAGGGCCCUGUCCAACAUCCUCCACGCCUCGUGUGGCCUCCCCGCGGAGUAUCGGCAGCGCACCGAGGGCCUCCUGGGAGUUUGGAAUGGCAAUCCAGGUGAUGACUUCAGGAUGCCCAAUGGCUCCACCAUUCCCGGCAAUAGCAGCGAGGACUCACUUUUUCACUACGGAAUGACCUGGAAAACCAAUGAUACAGGACUCCUUGGCGAGAGAGGUGACCAUCCGCCUUCCAACUUCACCCCCGAUUUCCUUACCAGCCUGCAGAAAAAUCAAACCUUAAAUGCAACGCUGCUCUCCAAGUGUCAUGAAGAUGAGCGGUGCAUCUAUGACAGCCUGGCCACAGGAAACACAGACACGGGCCUGAACACCAGGAUGCUCUUCGAAAGUCAGCAGCGGAUGAACGCCACCCUCAAUGAGUACCCCCCAUCGAUCGAGGGUCCGCACGUGGUGCAAGCCUACCUGGGGCAGACCACGCUGGUUCAGUACACCAGCCACCCUGAGCACGUCACAUUCACUCUGAGGAACAGCAAUAGUGACUUCAAGCUCUUCGAGAACGGGACACUGCUGUGGACACCAAAGUCCUUGGAACCAUUCACCCUGGAGAUUCUAGCAAGAAACGUUGAAGUCAACUUGUCAUCUGUGCUCCAGCCAAGGACAGUGGUCUGCGCUUGCAGGGACAGGAGCCAGUGUCUAUACAAUCAGACGGGCUGGGUGGGCAAUUCCUCCCUGGAGGUGGCCCACUGCAGGUGUGGCUCCAGCACCUUUGGCCACUACUGCGAGCGCUCCAGGGACCAGUGCGAGGCGCCGUGCUUCGCGGGUGUGGCCUGCGUCCCCGGGAGGGGCUGCGAGGCCUGCCCCCCGAACCUGACGGGCGACGGGCGUCACUGUGCAGCUCUGGCCCCCGGGCUGCACUGUGGGAACCGGUCCUGCCCUGCCAGUUACUGCUACAACCAGGGCCACUGCCACAUGUCCCCUGAGAGGGACUGCCAGCCGGCCUGCACCUGCCACCCCGCCUUCUCAGACAGCCGCUGCCUGGUGGCGGGGAACCCCUUCACUCCGGCUGCCCCUGCAGGGCUUCCCGUGAGGCUCAUCCAGCUCUGGCUCAGUGAAGAAGAAAAUGCCUCCAUGGCUGAUGUCAACGCCUCGGUGGCCUACAGACUGGGGAACCUGAAUGUGCGGGCCUUUCUCCAGAACUCCCAAGUGCUACAGAUCAAUUCCAGUGCAGGGCUGGCCUCGGGAAGUUUACGUAGACACUGGAGAGUCUUCUCGAAGUUCCAGUACCUUCCUCAGGGUCCCGUCAUCGACUUCCUGAACACCAAGCUGCUGGAUGCAGUGGUGGAAGCGUUCUUACCCCAGGCCUCGUGGUGGAGGAAGAACAGAAGUGGGAGACCCAGGACCGACGUGAACUUCCACUCCAUCUCCAGGGAAGACGUGCACAGUGUGCUGGCUCUGAACGUGAGCACGCUGAAGGCUUACUUCAAAUGCAACAGCUACAAGGACUACCGCCUGGUCUACAGCCCCCAGAGCGGCUUCACCUGCGUGUCCCCGUGCAGUGAGGGCUAUUGUAAGCACGGAGGCCAGUGUCAGCACCUGCCCCAAGGGCCCCGCUGCAGCUGUGUGCCUUUCUCCAUCUACACGCCCUGGGGCGAGCGCUGUGAGCACCUGGGCAUGAAGCUCAGUGCCUUCUUCGGAAUCCUCUUUGGAGCCCUGUUCACCCUCCUGCUGCUGGGGGCUGUGGGGUUCGCAGUCCUGUACUUCUGGCGCUUCUGGCGCUACUCCCCCGGGAACCACUACUCCCACCGCCUGGACUCAGAAAGCUGA